This is a messenger RNA of Fusarium odoratissimum NRRL 54006, 5223 nucleotides long. RefSeq lists its product as uncharacterized. Gene Ontology annotation, biological process: transmembrane transport. Gene Ontology annotation, cellular component: membrane. Bases 707 to 2719 code for a protein of 670 amino acids. The transcript is spliced from 2 exons. The record is from RefSeq and is a predicted model, not a curated record. Lineage: Eukaryota; Fungi; Ascomycota; Sordariomycetes; Hypocreales; Nectriaceae. Gene Ontology annotation, molecular function: transmembrane transporter activity.
GGUGUUUCUUACAUAGUUCUAGAGCUAAACCUAUAGCCCGCUUUUUCUCUCUGUUUCGACAGCUCCAUCUCCCUCUAACGCCCACGCGCGCAUACGUCGGUACAUUGCCGCAAAGCUCAAGCUCUGGUCCCUGAGGCAAAGACGAGGCGGCGACAGUUGCUUUCGGUCAAGGAACGGGACACGGGAGCUAUCCUAUGCUGCACACCCUCCGAAUUUGACCCCAGAGAUCGACUUUCGUCCACACGUUCUCCCACGAGGUUAAUUUACGUCUUCUUACUGGCUGGUGCUUCUUCAAGAUGCCCGUCACACUCGUCUUGAAUAUCCGAGCUCUUGUUGCUGUCUAUCUCGGUCGUGAUGUAGUUCAAAUACUGCCCUUCCUCGCGCCUUGAAAGCCGUUGGGUUCCCGUUUCUCUCCAGAGCCAAGACAAGGCAAUUCCAAGUCUUGAAUUCCUCAAUUGUCCCCGACCCAUCUAACUCGGGCCUUCGGCACUUCUUCUUUGCCUCCAGUAUAAAACUUUUUCCCUCCCUUGGUGGUUAGCAUUUCCGCUUUGCGCAUGGAAUAUACAUCUUCUUCCAUCUAGUUAUUCCUGCCUCCUCAGAACAACAAACCCCGUGCACAAUUAUCGGAUCCCCUUAAAUUAAGCACCUCAUUUGAUCACCAUCACACUUGGAUCUCAACCCGAGGCUCCAACCGCCUUCUCUCAAAAUGGUUCAUAGGCACCAUCAUCAUGAGUCUACAAUCCCAGGCGAGAUCCCUGUCCCGCACGGUCCUCCAGACAGCGAUUCUGAGCACAUCUCAGAUGAGCCUAUCGCCUAUGCUACUGCUGAUGAGCGUCGCAUCUUCAGCCAUGUAACCCGCCCAGACGACUCCUACACUGAGGACGGUGUCUACUGGGCUGAUCUGCCACUGGCCCAGCGUUAUCGGUUCGUUUCAAAGGUAGACAACGAUGCUGCCAAGGAGGAGGCCAAGACUGCUUGGUCUAUGUUUAAGGAGGAUCCUCUAUCACCUUUCUCGUGGUAUUUCCGCCAUGCUGUCAUUCCUGGCGCCGGUCUUGGUCUGGAAGGUUAUGUCCUUUUCUCCAUUGGCAACCUUGAGCCUCUCUUCAAGGCCGUUUGGCCUGAUUGUUGGGGCAAGGAACCCACUACCUGCUCUCAUAAUUGGAUUGCCUCCGUGACAUACCUUGAAAUUAUCGGUAUCAUGGUUGGCCAGGCUGUUGUUGGUGUUAUGGGAGAUUGGGUCGGUCGCCGAUGGGGCCUCAUUCAGGAUGCUGCCAUCAUGUUUGUCGGUCUGCUCAUGCUCACUGCCUCAUGGGGACUUACCCUUCAAGGCUGGGUUAUCUGUUAUGCCUGGUCUCUCUUCUUUUACGGUUUCGGUGUUGGUGGCGAGUACCCCAUUACAGCAACUUCUUCUCUUGAAGGUGUUUCUUCUGGUGGAAGGAUCUCGACUCGUGAAGAUCGUCUGCAUCGUGGUCGCCGUGUCACCACGGCUUUCCUCAUGCAGGGCUGGGGCCAGUUCGUGAACCAGGUCAUUCUCAUUGUUCUGCUCGCCAUCUUCAACAACGGCAAGAGUUCGCCUCCCUACAGCAAGUCGGCUGCCCAGUAUACUUUCCGACUGUCUUUUGCAUUCCCUGCCAUCGGUACGCUCUGGCUCCUCUACUAUCGUACUUACCGCAUGCGCAGCGCUGGUAAGCAGCUCGCUGAGGCAAAGAAGCGCUCUAACGUCACCGGCUAUGACGUGAACGCUCUUCGCCACUGCUUUACCAACUUCGGUGGACGUCUCUUUGCUACUGCUGGUACUUGGUUCUGCAACGAUGUCUUCUUCUACGGCAACAAGCUUUUCCAGGGUCAAUUCAUCAAGGUCAUCUCUCCUGACAGCAAGUCUAUCUUCACCACUUGGACCUGGAACCUUGUCAAUAUCACCGUCUCCCUGGCUGGCUACUAUCUCGCAUCUCUUCUCAUCGACAACAAGAUGUACGGCCGGAAGAUGAUGCAGCAAGUGGGCUUCUUCAUGUGCUUCCUGAUGUUCAUUAUUCCCGCCUUCAAGUUCGACUACUACACCAGUCCUGCGGGAAUCCAUUCUUUCCAGGCCAUGUACUUCAUCUCGUCCUUCUUCAACCAAUUCGGUCCCAACUCGGUCACCUUCCUCGUGGCUGGUGAGGUAUUCCCCACGCCCAUCCGUGCUACUGCCCACGGCUUCUCCGCCUGUAUCGGCAAAUCCGGCGCUCUUCUCGCUUCCGUUCUCUACAACUACAUUGAUGACCAGACUAAAUUCUACGUCGUCCCAUGGUUUGGUCUCGCUGGCAUGCUUCUGACAUGGAUCUUUCUUCCCGAUACUACUGGUCUUGAUCUUAAGGAGCAGGAGCGCCGCUGGUACUAUAUUCGGGAUGGCAAGGAGAGUGAGUACCACGGUGUUGCUGUCAACCCUACUCAUUUGUCUCUCUGGGAGCGCUUCCGAGGUCUCGGUAAGAGUUACGACCCCGAGGCUGACUGGCGGGCCAAGGUCCAGGAUAUGCGUACCGAAUGGGAGCUUGUCCAGGCCAGCCGCGGUCCUAAGGAGACUGAAGGUGCUAUGCCCAAUGACGGCGAGUUCUCGCCUGAGAUUCACGAAUUCUUCAAGCGCUCUAGCCCCAAGCACAGUGGUCGUCGCGACGAGUCUCUCAUGGUUGACCCAAUUAACGAGAAGACGGCUGUGCCGUCCGAUGAUUCUAAUUCGAAGUGAUCAUGUCCAAGCAUGGUCGUAUUCGUAGCGAAUCACUGCAUUACACAUAUUUAAACAUGUAGCAGUGAGCGGUUUACAGCAUGAGCUUGGCGUCUGGGUUUAAUAUAUCAUUAGUUAGUAAUUCCUGGUUUCGGAAUUUAAAAGUUUGCGUAUGUCACUUUUGAUAUGUGUGGGAGGUAUUAUUAUGAUGUAUGUUUAAAAAGGGGGGCUUGGAUGAAUCAUAUAUCAGACUUCGGCUUUUCACAAUACGUAUCUCGUAUCUCGUUCUUGUCCGACCAAUGAUCAGAGGUUUGGUGACAUACAAGUGAUGUAACGAUAAUGGGCCAGUUGCAACUCCAAGUUGCGUACUAGACUAUAAUAUAAAUAUAAAAAUAUAAUGCCUGAUCAAAGGAUAUGCUGAUAAUAAAACAAAAAUGCGACCAAUGCCGCCGUAACUCUUGGUGGUAUCUAGAAUCGAAACUUAUUCCUGCGGUGCACCAGGCACAUACUCUUAAUGAUGCUAAAAAUAACAAAAGGGAAGAAGGGAGAGCGGUAAAAGAAGAAGUAGUAGAUGAAGAAUGAAGAAUAAAGAAUCGCUUCACUGCCCCUAUCGUUCAAUAUAAUCCCAGCCGUCUCGUUCGUUCAGUUUUCAUCGGACAUCGUAGUAGUCCUGUCAAUUAUACAGCCCAUUUUGCGGUCAAAUGUUAUUGGGGAGAUCCUUGCAGCCGGGUUGGCUGACUUGAUGUAUUUGUAGUUGGCACAAUUACGCCAAGCACACAGUCAUCUAGAUGUUCAUAGAAGUCUUGCGCAGUACCAAACCCGUUCUUGCAUAUGGAGCACCUUGCUUUCGUGCCUACAGGAUCAUCGCCCCCUGGUAGCCGGUGGCCGCUGCUAUGGCCUGUCUGGUCAACUUGAUGGGCAGCAGUUAGGUGCCGUUUGAAGACAUCAGCACGAGUGAAGACUUUUUCGAAGGGGCUGCCAACACCAGGACAGAAUGGGCACACCAUCGUUCCACGAUAAUGAGUAAGAGCGUGGCGGUUCUUGUCGUACUUGCGCGCGAAUCCUUUCGUGUGGUAUUCGCAUGUUACAAUAGGGCAUUUUUCAGGCCGCUCUUCUUGGUGUGUAAGCAUGUGAGAGGCCAGGUCACGAAACUCACGACCACAAUCCGGAUGAGGGCACCUGGUGCGAUUUUCAGUAGGCCUUCGAGACGGACUUGCUCGUUCGAUCGGUAUUGAUGGCUCGAUAGAACUCGACGAAAGUAAUGGACCUAAGGCAGAAACUGCUGGUAAUGCAUCGGGAAUCGCGGGGACUUGUUGCGGUAUCGGAUCUCUGUAGUCGGCGGGUGUUGGAUACUCAUCCAUGUCGUCUUCACCGCUGGAGAUAUGUUCUUCUGGAACAUCAACCGAUUGGCGCACUUCUCGCAUCCAGUCCUUCAAAAUGCUCAUGGAUGGCCAGUCACCACUAGCUUUACCCACUCGAUGAGGUCGGAAGUGUGCGCGGCGGAGGUGUGCAGCAGCGUUAUAAUAUGCGCCAUAGCGCUUUUGUGCUAAGCAUGCUUUGCAUCUUGACAAUGGAAUCACUGGUUGAGGGGCAGAAGGCAUUUGGUUCUUGGGUUCUUUGCAAACCCAUCGCUUGACCGUGGCCGAAUGUUUGGCAUCUAUAUGGCGGCGUAACUCGUGGUCACCACGGAAGCCAUCUGGAUGCUCAUUACACUUGUCGCAGUACACGCGGCGCAAAGAAGUUCGACGAGAAGGUGGUUUUAACCUUGACGGGGAGAUUGGUUCACCCGAAAGUCGCCGGGAUUCUAGGCGUGGUGACACAUCGUCACCUAUCGUAUGUCUGCGGGUGCGUCCUCCAACAUCACCUGGCAAUGAGAACUGACCAGGUAAAGGAAAAUCCGACCGCGAUCCAGAAGGUAUGUAUUGUGACGAUGGACCUGCUGAACUAAGGGAUGGCGUAGACUUCAGGUAAUGCUGUCUUGUCGUACUCUCUAGUUGUGCUGUGGGGAAACCCCUCGAGCCCCUUAAAUCUAACGAUUGCCUUCUGGGUAAAACAAAGCCGUUGAAACCAGAAUUAGGGAUUUCCCCCAUACCGAGAUUCAUGAGAAAAUCAAAGCUCGAGAAUAAAUGUCGUGGUGGCCACUGAUCCCGACGGAUGAUUCUUGCAACGUUACGGGCAAUGGGGUCUUCGAGCUCAGACACAUUAGAUAAAGGAUCAUUUGAAGCGGCGAAUAGAGAGACCAAAGCUUGGUAGACACUUCGAAUGACUUGGUCAGGUCGUUCCGUGGGUGUUGUGCUGGCCUGCGAUGGAUCGCUUCCCUGAAACGACAAGGCAAUGUCAACCAAUAUGGUGUUAACAGCACUAAAGAUGCAGAUCGAAAUGAAAACCCCUAGCCAUUGCCUUAGGUCCAUAGUAGGUAAAAUAGAAGUUGCGAAAUCCAAAGAGAUCAAGUACCGUCGUGUGCACUCCCUCAAGGAAACAUUGCGCUCGGUAGACGGGCGACGAUCGACAGGCGUGCGCGGAAG